Messenger RNA from Rhizoctonia solani, 291 nucleotides. RefSeq names its product U6 snRNA-associated Sm-like protein LSm3. The transcript has 4 exons. The record is from RefSeq and is a predicted model, not a curated record. Gene Ontology annotation, biological process: P-body assembly; mRNA splicing, via spliceosome. Gene Ontology annotation, molecular function: RNA binding. NCBI's taxonomy places the organism in Eukaryota, Fungi, Basidiomycota, Agaricomycetes, Cantharellales, Ceratobasidiaceae. Gene Ontology annotation, cellular component: U4/U6 x U5 tri-snRNP complex; Lsm1-7-Pat1 complex; P-body. The coding region runs from base 1 to 291 and encodes 96 amino acids.
AUGGCCGACGUUGCGGGUUCCGGGGCAGUACAAGAGCCGUUUGAUCUUAUCAGACUAUCUUUGAGCGAGAGAGUCUAUGUAAAACUAAGGGGUGAUAGGGAGCUCACUGGGGUCUUGCACGCGUACGAUGGUCAUAUGAACUUGAUUAUGAGUGAUGUGGAGGAGUCUAUAAUGAUCGUAGAGAAUCCUGAAAACCCGGAAAACCCUAAUGUAAAGGUGGCAAAAAGGAACGUAGAAAUGCUUUUUGUCCGAGGAGAUGGCGUUAUUUUGGUAUCCCCAGGUUCACGAUAA